AUGAGCAGUUGUCAGAGUAGUUCAACAGCUCUGACUAGCUCGUCAACUCUUACUAUAGAGAAUCCCAAGGAACAACUUAAAAGUUCUGGUGCCUCUCCUCAAAAGGUUUCAGAAGUUUUUUUGGUGGCCGGACAAGCCUUUCAAAAACUAGGCGGACUUAUUGCAAGUUUGCAAAAUCCAAAUAUUGGACGUGAAAGGAAGUGGACAAAUUCAGAUACAAAUGAUUUGCACGAUGCAGUAGCACGUUUUGCAGAUGAUUUGCAGCGCAUCAGUGAAACAGUUCACGAACGAGAAGUGCAGCUGAUAAAAGAGGAUAUAAUUAAGAGGCCCGCUACAAGUCAUUAUGUAAAAUCUGCCACCUUGUCACGAACAAAUGGGAGUAGUAUAAGACCUACUGCUGUUACAAGACCUUUAUUAAAACGUACUAGCAGUAUUUCUCAUGCAUCAGCAGAUUCAAGUUUCAAGCGUCGUAUUGUCACAACAUACUCAGGAUCCACUGCAGUAUCCAACAGUUCUUGUUAUGCAACUAUUCCUCAAAUGCAACCGUCCAGUAUAAAUUCAUUGGCUAUGGCCCGAGGACAAAGUGUACCCUUUAAUGUAUUUUCAAGCAAUCUUGCUACUGUUACUGUCCAUUCGACACCUCGUACAGUUUUUCUACCAUCAGAAUCCGCCGUUCAAGAUGAGACAAAUAAUCUUGAUAAUAGAAUUUUGAGGUUGUGA
Molecule: messenger RNA, 720 nt
Organism: Thelazia callipaeda (thelaziosis nematode)
Lineage: Eukaryota; Metazoa; Nematoda; Chromadorea; Rhabditida; Thelaziidae
Source: the annotation of a GenBank genome assembly